Messenger RNA from Cyprinus carpio (common carp), 958 nucleotides. Its product is annotated as ribonuclease-like 3. Gene Ontology annotation, biological process: defense response to Gram-negative bacterium; defense response to Gram-positive bacterium; angiogenesis. The record is from RefSeq and is a predicted model, not a curated record. Lineage: Eukaryota; Metazoa; Chordata; Actinopteri; Cypriniformes; Cyprinidae. Gene Ontology annotation, molecular function: RNA nuclease activity; nucleic acid binding.
AGAGAUGCUCCCUUGCACAUCUCACACGUCUUAACAUCCAUAAAGGGUAUUGUUUGAUCUCUGAGCACUUUGAUUGGAUGCUCGAGACAUCCUAUAUGUUGCUGUAUGAAUAUAAAUAUGACCCAUCUUCCUUAAUAAAGUUGAGAGUGUUAUGGCCGCCCACUGGCUCUCUGUAUCAGUUUGAUUCUCCGGGGAUCCUGCGCUGCGACUGCUCUAAACCACAGCUGAUGACUGCUCAUCAAGACUCUGAACAACUUACUGCAAAGCCUCCAGGCAAAAAGACUACUGUUAAAACAACAAAUUCAUUUACACAGAACAACAAGGUCAUGGAGAUCCACCCGUCUGCUGUGAUUCUGCUGCUGCUCUUGGCUGCUUCUUUCACUGCUUAUGGUCAACCAGAUGAUAUAAAGCCUCGUUAUCGAAAAUUCCUCAGUCAGCAUGUGGGUCUCCGAGUGAGUGAGCAUGCUUGUGACAGAGAAAUCAGAAAGAGAGACAUCACUGCCCCUGGAAAUGACUGCAAAGAAGUCAACACUUUCAUUCAAGCAAAUAAGAAUGAUAUUAAAGUAGUAUGUGGCAAAGGAGGAACUCCAAAGGGCAAAAAUCUGUUUAAGAGCAACAAGCCUUUUCCUCUGGUCACGUGUAAAUUAAAAAGUGGGGAGAGACGCCCAAAAUGCCAAUAUAGAGGGAAAAAGUCCACUCGUUACAUUGUUUUGGGUUGUGAUAGAGGAUGGCCUGUACAUUAUGAGGAAGGCAUAAUUUAAUGGAUAGAUGACAGGCUAAAUAGAUCCUCACAAAGCUUGACAAAAUUUUGCUAAUCAUUUGUUCACCACUCUUUUUCUGUCAAAAAAUUGCAGUGGCUUAACUAUGUUUUCAGAUGUGCUGUAAAUCUGCAAACCACUGCUUGAUACAGUCUAAAGUCCACCAAUGAGGCACAGCUGUGAACAUGAACACAGUGGCA